Messenger RNA from Monoraphidium neglectum, 768 nucleotides. RefSeq lists its product as hypothetical. Gene Ontology annotation, biological process: ubiquitin-dependent protein catabolic process. Gene Ontology annotation, cellular component: cytoplasm. Gene Ontology annotation, molecular function: ubiquitin protein ligase activity. NCBI's taxonomy places the organism in Eukaryota, Viridiplantae, Chlorophyta, Chlorophyceae, Sphaeropleales, Selenastraceae. The transcript has a single exon. The record is from RefSeq and is a predicted model, not a curated record. The annotation marks the transcript as partial.
GGCCCGGCCGGCUUUGGCGUGGAGGAGGGGGGGGAGGAGGAGGCGGACGGCGACGAGUCUGAGGUGGCCGCCCAAUCUGACGUCAGCGCCAGCUGCUGCAGCGGCAGCGCGAGCAGCAGCAGCAGCGGCGGCGAGAGCGACCGCCACGGGGGCGCCGCCGCGCUGCCGCCGGGCUCGCGGGGCGGCGCGACGCGCCGCACGUGCGUGAUAUGCCUGGAGAGGUACAGGGCCGGAGAAAAGGUGUCAGUGCUGCCGUGUGCCCACAGGUUUCAUGCAAAAUGCGUCGGCUCCUGGCUCGCCGUGCGCCGCUUCUGCCCCGUCUGCAAGCGCGACGCGACCGAGCCCCCGCCACAGCUGCCAAGCGGCGGCGCCUCGUCAGCCGCCGCCACGUCAGCCGCCGCCACGCCUGCGCCGGGGACGGCGGCGGUGCACGAGGGGGCCGCGCCGGUCGCGGGUGUGGGCGUGGGUGCCGGGCGGGGGGAUGCAGGCGGUGGCGGCGGAGGGCGCCUGGGCGGCGGUUGGCUGCGGCGGCUGGCCCGCAGGAUGCGCCGCGGCGCGGCAGAAGCGGCGGCAGCGGGGGCCGGUGGGGCGGUCCAGGAUAUAGAGGCCGGCGGUGGCGGCGGCGGCGGCGGCGGCGCGGUCGUGGCUUUGGCCGAGCAGCAGCAGCAGCAGCAACAGCAGCAGCAGCAGCAGCAGCUGGCGAGCGAGCUUACUGCGCCCCUCUUGCCUGGUGGCAGCGCCGGCGCCGGUGGUGCGGGCGCCGUUUGA